This is a messenger RNA of Colossoma macropomum (tambaqui), 6404 nucleotides long. RefSeq names its product RNA binding motif protein 33a (gene rbm33a). Lineage: Eukaryota; Metazoa; Chordata; Actinopteri; Characiformes; Serrasalmidae. Gene Ontology annotation, molecular function: RNA binding. The transcript is spliced from 20 exons. The record is from RefSeq and is a predicted model, not a curated record. Bases 215 to 3796 code for a protein of 1193 amino acids.
CCUCCCAGAAUGCACUGCUCCGCGGCCUCCGUGUGUUUGUCUAUGUUGUUCUGCUGGCGUUUCUGACGCGUUUGAGUUUCUGAAUCCCGAAACUUCGUCUUUUAUAUUCCGCUGCUCCGGUUUGUAACCCGCCGCGCCGUGUUCGCCGCCCUGUGCUCCGUCUCCGAUGCGCUCAGCGGCCGCGCCGACAGAAUAAGCGGGACUCUCCGAGCUGAUGGCAGCCAGCGGCCCAGAUGACGAGUUUGAGUACGAUAAGCCGGGAGCGGAGAGGUCGAGGAGACGAAGAGGAGAUGACGACGAUGACCUGGACAGCGAUUUGGAAGGUGACUUGCUUGAGGAGGACUGGCUUUCAUCUAAGAAGAAUCCCUCAGAACUGUCAGAUGAAGAGCUGAAUGAUGAUCUGCUGCAAAGUGAUGAGGAAGAUCAGAACACAAGUGGACAGGGUGAAGCGGUCAGUCUGAAUGCGACUCUGGGCCUCAGCACCUCCUACGACCUGCAGGGAGAAAACCUGGAAGGAGGAGGAUACGGAGAGGAGGGAUAUGAAAUGACAGAGGGAGGGUUCUCCCAGGAAGAGGAGGGGUACAAAGCGGAGGAGUAUGGAGAAACGGAAGAAGGGAUGGAAUACACUACAGGACAGAACGCCGAAGCGUAUGAAGACGAAGUGCUAGACCUUCAGAUUGAUGAACCACUGGAUGAUGAAUUUCAAGUUGAUGAUUACUCCGGUGAUUACGCCGCAGAGCCACGGGAAGGGGAGGCUGACCAACAGGAGGUGCCAGAAGCAGAGGAGGAGGAGCCAGAAGAAGAAGUGGAGGAUCAAGAUGGCUCCCAGGUUACAGAGUCAGAGGAGUUGGAGCCGGAGGCUGAAGCUGAAGCUGAACAGGAGCAGGAGGCCGAUACAAAAGAAGAAUCGGACGAGGAUGAAGACGAGGAAGAGUCGGGCCGGCUGCGUUUUAAAACGGAGCGCAAAGACGUUACUGUGGUUCGACUCUCCGACGCUGCCAGUAAACGGAGAAACAUUCCCGAAACACUAGAACUGACUGAGGAGGCCAAAGCAGAUCUUCUGGAGUUUGAGGAGAAGGAGCGUCUGAGGAAGCAGGGACGCUACGGAGGGAGAGGAAGAGGGGGAGGCAGAGGAGGAGGAGGCAUGAUGGGAGGAAGAGGCAGAGGAGGAAGAGGAGGACUUCCUAUGUUUGGGAUGGGAGAUUUCCAUGGUGACGGAGGUGCUGGACGAGGGAGGAUACACGAACAGAGGCCUCCUCUGAUGCAAGUGAACUUGGGCAUGCAGCCCAGAAUGGCUCCUCCUCAGUCCCAUCAUCAUCAUCAUCAUCAUCAGUCUCGGCCUCCAGGCCCCCGUGGAGCUCCGGGUCUUUUCCCAAACCCAAUCAGCCCGCUUUCCCAGCAGCCCCUGCAGCUGCUGCUGCCUCAUCGCUCCCCGGGACCCCCGCACAGGCCGCAGCAGGACCUGCACCGGCCGCCAGCCCCCACACACGCUCACCCUCACACCAACCAGCAGCAACAACAGCAGCAGCCCAAAAACAUCCACAUCAACCCGCACUUCAGAGGCCCGUCCUCCUCGCCGGUGCAAGUUCCAUUGAUGCCUCCUGCUCAGAACCAGCCCAGGCCCAACAUCGGCCCUCAGAGAUUUCCUGCUCCUGUGGACUUCCAGCAGCAUCUCCAAGGCAAUUUUGUCCAGCCCCAGAGACCCCCUCCCCAGGAGCCGUGGAGAGGACCCCCACCCCCCCACCAGGAGAGAGAGCCUUUCUUUAACAACGAACCACGCUUCCCUGGCCAGCACAUCUUCGAUCUCCCAGGUCCGGCCCCCCUCAUGAACAAUAAUGUCCUUCCUCUUGCGGGUCAGGGCCCCAUGUCGUUUCCCCAACCAGGGGGUCCAGGAGGUGUGGGUGGGGCUCCGGGCCCUGGGCCGGGCUUUGGGCCCCUUGGCAUCGGCCAGGGUCAGGGGCCUCCAGGGCCCGGAGGAAUGUUCCAGAGGGAGCCGCCACGCCCCAACCUGCAGCAUGCCAGCCCUCCGGCGCCCCCCGGACCCCGUGGCUUCCUGGGUCACAGGCAGCCUUUCCCUCCCCAACAGCCAGGGCCCCCCUUCAGCCCCCAGCAUAUGCCGUUUGGGAUGCAGGUACGCCAGAGAGGUCUCAUGCAGCCUCACUCUCAGCCCCAGCACCACGAUUUGCCUUCCCAUCAUCCUUUACACCAGCAGCAGCACAGACAGGACGUCCAGUCGCACGGUCACCCACAGCCGCAGCCUCCACCGCCACAUAACCAACACCAACACCAGCAGCAUCAGCAGCACCACCAGCGCCAACCCGGAGAGCAGCAUCCCAUCAUGCACCUCUCCCACUCGCCUUUCCGCCAGCCCCUGCAGGGCGGCCCCAGGCAGAUGCAGCAGCGCAGCCAGAACGGCCAGCAGCGCAACAACCCGGGACGAAUGAGGAUGGCGUCUCCCUCUUCCCUGCAGCAGCUUCAGAGUCCCCAGCGCAACAGCAACCUCCGUGAACUGCCUAUCGCCCCCAGCAACAACACUGUCCGCCCCUCUGCGCCCGCCGGCCAGGCCAGGCUCGUAACCAGAGCAACCCAGGAAGUAAAACCCGGGCAAGGACUAGCAGCCGGAGCUGUAGGACGUGGGCGGGGGUGCAUUGCUAAAGCAGCACCAACGCCUUCGACACCUUCAGAGACUAAGAAAGAAAGCCCACCCACUCAGCCCAGCACACCUGCACAGGAUCCGGAUGAGGACGAGGAGACCCGUCAGUAUCGGCUGAAGAUCGAGGAGCAGAAGCGACUGAGGGAGGAGAUCCUGAAGAGGAAGGAGAUGCGUAGACAGAUGCAGGCGGGAGUUCGGAAGAAGGAGCUUCUGGAGCGAAUUGGGAGCCUGAAUCCAACUCAGUCAGCCCCAGCACAGCUGGUCUCUCAGCCCCAGCCUGCCCCUCAGCCCGCACAGCCGGUCCCCUCCUCUCUCGCCCCAAACGGAGCACCGCAGGCGCCCAGCCUUCCCCGCGGAAACGUUAAAACACGCCUGCAGAGCGCCAGCCUCGAGCCUCACGGCGUCCAGCCUGAGCCCAUCCCGCAGCUCCAGCAGCAGAGGAAACCUCCCACCAACCCUCAGAGACAGUUCCCAAACCCCACUGGAGACGUCCAGCCGCAGGCUGUCAGGCCCGGAGGGAAGAGGACCGUGAUGCAGCGGGCGAACAGCGUCGGGUCUCCGCAGAUUCCACAGAAAGUGAGAGUGGUCAAACGCCUGACUGGGGGAGAUUCUGUUCCGACCCCUGUAGCCCCUCCAGCACCCCUUCCACAUCAACACCAGCAGCAGCAGCCUCAGCAGCAGCAGCAGCAGCUGGGCCGACCCACCCCUCAGCAGAGGGUCAGCGCCGUGAGGAAGGUCACCGUGGCAACAGGAGGAGCACAGCAGCCACAGGAACCUGGAGGAGUGGCUGCAAACCAGACUAACCGGGUCGUCGUUCCGGGUCGCGGUCGAGGUCGUGGGGCUCAGGUGGGUCGAGGAGGCGGAGGACGGAUGAUGAUGCAGCAGAACAGGCCGAACCCCCGAGUGCCGGACCCUCAGCCCAGCACAGUGUCCAUCGAUGGCCUGUCCUCCACCACCACCGAGAAGCAGAUCAAAAACCUGCUGAACUCCAUCGGCCCCAUACAGAUGUUUAAGAUGCUGCCGGAGCAGAGGAAGGCGAUUGCCAAGUUUGUGAACCCCCAGCAUGCUCUGAGCUUUCAGCACAGCUUCCACAGGCACAUGAUAGAUCUGUCUCACAUUGACGUGACCAUUAUCGAGGGCUGAGGAACCUCCUCAAGAAAAACCCAGAAAGCAAAGAGACGGAAGGGCGUUGGUGAGCAGCCGGCUGCUGGAGGGAAGCCGGAGCUUUGCUGCAAAAUCCUCACAACACUCAAAACAAGCGUCGAGCAGUGGAGCCGAAACGGGAAAAGCCGAAAGAGAUCCGACCAGCCGGUUCUGUCGAGCCUGGGACGAGACUUUGAGCACCACAGACUCCUUCUGUUUUGUGAAUAGCAGUUAUGCAUUAUAGCAUUUAACCCCCUAAACUGAGUGAAAGACGAAAGUCCUCGUCUUUUUUUGAAGGGACGCAUCCUGACUUUGAUAAAGGAGUAAGUGAGACUAGAGAAAGGCGGACAGUUUUUUAAGUGAAUGACGCUCGAUAAUGGUUGCUCCCGUCCUGAGGUUGACAGCUGGUGAACAGCUCCUGGAGUCACGGGUUUGUAAUUAGACUGAAGCAUGCAGGGUGGUGCAGUUCUGCCACCAGCAGAGGGCAGUAUAGGAAUGUAAAUAAUACCCUCGAUGGAGAACAGUGGAGGUGACUAAAUCACCAUGAGCCAUGUGGGUUGAGUUUAGGAAGCACUGAGUGUAUUCAGGCCUUAUCAUGCAUGCUUUCUCUCCCUUUUCGCUGAGGUUCAUGUUCAGCAUCCUUUCGUCUGUCGGGUUGGAUCAAUAUUUGGAGCCAUUUGGCUCAUAUUUGUCAGUUUAAAACGUUUGAGGAAUCUUCUCACAGUGUUUUGAGCUUGGUUUCAGUUUUCUGCUUAGUUGAGAGGAACCUUGUCAGGUCGCUUCAACAGCGUAAUCCAACGUACGGUCAACUUUUAUAAAAACAGAUUUUAAUUUUGGACGCUCCAGUGGCGAAUAGCAUUUGUUUUAUGGUAAUCAUCAGGAUUUUGGGUCAGUUACUCAGACAGAGGUUGAGCCUAGUGCCUGGAACUAGGCUUUAAACCCAGUCUUGGUGUUGAGUUUGACUCUUCAGGUCCCCAUACUUCCUUAGUUGAUGCUUUUUCUGUUUAAUUUGAUCAUUAACGUUACAGAUUGGUUGAAAACCUGGCUUGAUUUGGCAUGUUUGCAGCCCACUGGGGGGCGCUAGUCUGCUUAAUAUGUGAUUUGUUCAGUUCUGGACUGUGAUGUGAACUUGUUUGUCGGAAAAGCACCUACAGCCUAUGAAAUGUGUGGUCUUGAACAGUGGUCAGGCUUCAGACGCUUCAUUUUUUUGUUCUCUGUUAGACUUUUUGUUUUAAAGCUGCUCUGUAUGUUGAUACAUUAAUACAUUUUACAUCUCUGUGUUGGGUCGUCCACCAGUUUUCGCCUCUGUAGCGCUACGGAUUCAAUAAGUAUUCAAUACUUUUAUGGAUUGGGCCACAGCUGGGAGGAAGGGAGGAGGAAGCCUCUGGAAAAGCUUGGAAAUAACAGCGAAGGUGAUUCAUUUUUGGUUCCCGUCUGCUGCCGAUUUGCACCGUUUUGGUGAAAAUUUAAGACGAAUGAGCUUUUCAGUGAGGUCAGUCCCAAGGAUGAUCAGUCCUGGCACCUAUUUUGCUGUGAUUUGUGUCCAAAAGGGCCGCUUUGAUCCUAAAUGCAUUCGUUAUUCCUCUUUUCCCCCCGUUCAGCGCUCGCUCUCUCUCUCACGCCUCCCCAAGUUCCAUUACGGGUAUGAAUCCACACCUCAUCUCGCUUCAAUCCUCUGCAUGUCCGCUUCUUCAUUUACUCUCCAAACGACCACCACCGUCUCUCUGUCUGCUGUCCUUCACAUUCCUGCACACUGUGCGUUUCCUCUUCGUCCAAACGUAGCUGAAGAGCUGGGAGCAACUAUUAUCAGCGAUCAUGAUCAUGUAUAUAUAGUUCAGCCCAUCGUUAUUUUAUUUUCUCCUUUCCCGAACGUUCAGUGGAACCAGAGUUUCAGAAAUUGCUACUCCCACAGCAGAUGUACUUCUUUUCUUUUUUUGUUUUGUUUUUUAUUAUUAUUUUAUUACUGUUGGGGUUUAUUUUGUACAAAAAAAAAAACACAUCCGACUGUUUUACACGUUGUUGACGAAGGGCAGCCGGCUCUCUGCGGCUAGCCCGUCGCCUGAAGACGUUUUAAAGAUUGAAAAAUAAAAGAUGGUCAUGUGUAUACCAUGUAAGAACGGGAUACAUGAAGCCAGUCUAACUUUUCCUGGAACGUUACUCGUCUCGUUUGUUGUGUUUGUGUGGAAAGGUGCCUUUUUUUAGUGUUUACUCCGUUCAGAGCCUCUUCCAGACUGUUUUUUCUGAAAUGUGAAAAAGCUAAAUUUUGCUUUUGAACGGCUUUUCAGAUUUCAGGAUAUUUCUUAGUAAUUAACGGGUUUAAGUCUAAACCAAUGCCAGUCGGCUGAACUGAAGUUUACAGAUAAAAAGUAGACAUUUUGACUCAAGUUUAGGUUUUAGGAUUUUGUACUGAGAUACUCAGAGAUUCAGCUGGUAAUCUAUAGAUAAAAAUAUAGACUUAAUAUUUAAUGUCUUGUCCACAGGUGUUCCGUAGUUUCUAACACAAUGUUGGUAAGAUGGCAGAUUAGUAUUUAGUAUUUUAUGUAUUGCAUGCCUGACUAUCUUUGUACUGUUUUUUAUUAUUUUUUAAGACUUUUUUACUUUGGGUUUA